AUGUUUGGUCGUGUGCUGCGUAACCCCAAGCUCCUGUCGCUGCCAGCGUGCCAGAAAGCGCAAGUGCGCCGCUUGAACUUGCAUGAGUUCCAGUCAUUGGAUAUUAUGAAGGGAUUUGGGGUGGCUACGCCUCAGGGUAUACCAGCCAAUACGCCAGAGGAGGCCAAAGCCGCCUUCAGUAAGAUUCGUGGUGAUCGUGAGGGUGUGGAUGUCGUGAUCAAGGCACAGGCGCUUACGGGUGGACGUGGCCUUGGUACGUUCAAGAAUGGGUUCAAGGGCGGUGUACACAUGUGCACGAAGCCCGAACAGGCUGAAGAGUUUGCCAAGAAGAUGUUGGGUGAGACACUUGUUACCAAGCAGACAGGCGAGAAGGGCAUUGAGGUGGCCAAGGUCUUCCUUAUGGAACGUGUGUGGAUGCGCCGAGAAAUGUACUUUUCGAUCCUUAUGGACCGCGCGUCGGAGGGCCCUGUAAUGGUGGCCUCGCCCGCUGGUGGAACUUCCAUUGAAGAUGUUGCUGAGGCGACACCUGAGCUCAUCUUCAAGGAGAUCGUGGACAUCUCUACUGGUCCUACGGAUGCGCAGGUGUCGCGUCUUGCUAAGGCCCUGGGGGGUGAGGGCGACGUCCUCAAGAAGAUUGAGACUCAGAUCAGGAACCUGUACAACAUGUUUAUUGGCGUGGACGCCACGCUCGUGGAGAUCAACCCUCUGGCCGAGACCCGUGAGGGCGAGAUUUUUGCUUGUGAUGCUAAACUUAACUACGAUGACAACGCCGCCUUCCGUCACAAGGAAAUCUUUGCCAAGCGCGACAAGACCCAGGAGGAUUCGCGUGAGGUGGAAGCUAGCGCAUACGACCUCAAUUACAUCGGGCUGGAUGGCAACAUCGGCUGCCUUGUAAACGGAGCUGGUCUCGCAAUGGCCACUAUGGACAUCAUCUCACUGUACGGCGGCUCGCCUGCCAACUUCCUUGACGUUGGAGGAGGCGCUUCUGAGGAGCAGGUGAAGAAAGCGUUUGAGAUCUUGGACGGCGAUGACCAGGUCAAGUCAAUCUUGGUGAACAUUUUCGGUGGAAUCAUGCGUUGCGAUGUGAUUGCUGCCGGCAUUGUGGCUGCUGCCAAGGACUUGGGCUUGAAGAAGCCGGUCAUUAUCCGUCUGCAAGGUACCAACGUGGAGCCUGCGCGCAAGAUAAUCGCUGAGUCGGGCAUCAAGAUGAUUGUGGCCGACGACUUGGAGGACGCGGCCGAGAAGGCUGUUAAGAUCGCCGACAUUGUCGCACAGGCGGAGCAGGUCAAGAUUGGUGUGGAAUUCGAGGCGUAA
This is a messenger RNA of Peronospora farinosa, 1314 nucleotides long. NCBI's taxonomy places the organism in Eukaryota, Oomycota, Peronosporomycetes, Peronosporales, Peronosporaceae. The record is from the annotation of a GenBank genome assembly.